AUGACAGCAGAACUAUACAAGGAUGAUUAUUUUGCAUCUAUGGAGGACCAGGUGACAGAUUCACAGGUCGAGAAAAUGUGGUUAAUACAUGAAAUUGUUAAGCCACAACUUCCGAACAUUAUCGAUAAUAUUGAGAUGUGCAUUGAAUUGCUUCUCAGUGAUUCAGUAUUUAAAAUGCCUAUUAGCAACGGAGUUGGGGAUGAUUCGCAACCGGUUGUAGGAGGAAUAUUAUCUAGGCAGCGAGGUGAUAUAGUAGAUUUCCAAGUUCUUGUGAAGUUUCCGCAAUUCCAUAGAGGCAAGCCAGUAAUGUACAAGAUGAAAAGUAUAGAUGGUAGGUUCAGAUUGAACCAGAUUGAAUCAAUAUGUACGUACUUGCGAGAAAUAGGAGGAUUGUUGGACGAGUUACAGUCACUUGAGGAUGCUGAUCUAUUCAUCAAAAAGUUUGGUAUCUUACUAUCUAGGCUGACCAAGGCAAUAAAUAUCUUGGAGAACCCUCCCAGGAAAUUACUAUUUCCAGACGAUAAUAAUGAAGCUGUAAAGACUAUGUUUAAAGACCCCCAGAGUCUAUGCGAAUCGAUGCAUCACCUAGUAAGCAUUGAAUUAGUUUUAUUUAAAAACGAAAUUAUGAUCGAAUUCAGAAACUUGGUUAAAGUCACGAAACGGCCCUGGUGUCGUAUUAAUAAGGAAACGGGCCAAUCUUUUGUCGACCAAUUAAGGAACAAUUUGAAGAAGCAAAGGCAUGUUCCAAUAAAAACCGUGAUGGAGCAGGAGGGUGUACAAAUCGAACAGCCAUCGCUUGUAAAUAGCCUAAUAUCACACUUGAAUACGAACGGAGAGCGUACAACCCUUUCAGAGGCACAGGAUUUUUUGAACAGGUGUAUAACGUUCGAUGGUAAGGUGGUAAUGGAGUGCGAAAAAGUAUCAAUAAGAACAAGCGAUCCCAUUUUGAUCAGCGUUAGUUCUAAAUUAAAUGGGCUAGCUAAUAGACUAAGCACACAUUAUACCAAUCUAAAGAUUGUAUAA
Molecule: messenger RNA, 1023 nt
Organism: Eremothecium cymbalariae DBVPG#7215
Lineage: Eukaryota; Fungi; Ascomycota; Saccharomycetes; Saccharomycetales; Saccharomycetaceae
Gene: RAV2
Product: Rav2p
Exons: 1
Coding region: 1-1023 (340 amino acids)
Cellular component (GO): RAVE complex
Source: RefSeq, a predicted model, not a curated record